Molecule: messenger RNA, 1566 nt
Organism: Ostreobium quekettii
Lineage: Eukaryota; Viridiplantae; Chlorophyta; Ulvophyceae; Bryopsidales; Ostreobiaceae
Source: the annotation of a GenBank genome assembly
AUGUUUUCCAGCCGCAUGGCCAGGGCCCAAGGCCCAGGGAUGCGCGUUCCGCCGAUCGCCGCGUCCGCCCGUGCUGGCGCACCCUUGACCGCCUCCCGCCCAAGGUGCGCGAGGGUGGCCGCGGGCCGAUCGGUCGCGCGGGCGCAUCGGCACGGCGCUUCGACGCGCGCCUCCGCCUCCGAGACGCCGUGGGUGGCCCUCGGCGAUGCCGUGGCGGACAAAGGCCGGAGCCCGCUGGACGCCCUGCCCCUCCCUGAAGGAGACUGCGGGUUGCCGUUUGUUGGCAACACCCUUGACUUUUUCAACGGGCCGCAGAGCUUUGUGGCUGACCGUGUGAGGAAGUACGGUCAAGUCAGCAAGGCGUCCAUCCUUGGGAGGGACACGGUUAUCGUUGCUGGCAAAGAGCUGCUGCACCAGAUGCUUGUGGAGGAGCGUGGGCUGCUGAUCCAGGAUUACUACGCGGGCCUCAAAGCGCUCUUUGGACCUGCCUCUUUAGGGCUUCUUGACGGCGACGAUCACAAACGGCUGCGACGGCUAUUGGGCCCUUCUUUCUCAAAGGCUGGUCUGAAUGCCCACAUUCCUGAGAUCGCAAAGAUUGCAAGCGACUUUUGCGGGGAAUGGGCAGAAAAGGGAGGAAUUGGGUUCGCGCAUGAGGCCUCGAUGUUCGCUCUCAGCGUCGUUAUGAAGGCGGCAAUUGGUCUCAAAUUCCCUGCUGCGGGACACUCCAUGGCUGACGUGAUUGAAGUGUUCCGUGUAUUUGCUCGUGGAAUCACAUCGCCCGGAAUCAACCUGCCGUUCACCCAUUUUGGCAAGUCCAUGGAGGCACGAAAGAAGCUGGAAGACAUUGUACAAGAGGCGAUUGCCAGCCUCCCUGACGAUCCCCAGGAAGGCGGCUGUCUGGGGGCAAUGAUGUCUGCUCAAGACGAAGACGGGAACGCAUUUUCUAUCGAGGAAAUCCAGGACAACGUUAUCAGCCUUGCGUAUGGGGGGCAUGACACUCCCUCAUCGGUGAUAUCAACGGCAUUGCUGGCUAUAGGAAGGCGCCCACAGAUCUGGAAGAAAAUUGUCGACGAGCAGGCGGAAAUCGUUGCCAGGUUCGGCCCCGAGUUCACGACGGAAGCGGUGGAUGCCAUGGUGUACGCGGAGGCCGUGUUCAGGGAGGCCAUGCGCGUCAUGCCUCCCGGCAUCGCCACGAUGAAGCUGGCCACCAGGACCUUCGAGCUCGAUGGCCGCCGCAUCCCCAAGGGGUGGAGGGUCAUGGGCAGCAUGGCCUCGCCCGAAGAUUUCCAGGACGACAAGUGGCCGAUGAACUGCGAGUUCCGCCCCGAGCGGUUUCUGGCCCACAACGACCCCGGCGCCAUGUCCAGCAUCAUAUUCGGCAUGGGCCCCCACACGUGCAUCGGAAACUACCUGGCGCUGCUGGAGACCAAAAUCCUCCUGGCCACGCUGGCGAGAAGCUACGACUUCACCGUCCUGAACACCUCGCCCGAGCUGAGCUUCAUGCCCAUCGCGAGGCCGAAGGAUGGUCUUCCGAUUGUGGUGACGAGGCGGUCAAACGACUGUUGA